Spea bombifrons (plains spadefoot toad) is the source of this 2365-nucleotide messenger RNA. Its product is annotated as coagulation factor XIII B chain-like. Bases 192 to 2126 code for a protein of 644 amino acids. The record is from RefSeq and is a predicted model, not a curated record. NCBI's taxonomy places the organism in Eukaryota, Metazoa, Chordata, Amphibia, Anura, Pelobatidae. The transcript has 11 exons.
CUUGUGGUAUGUAGUAUUUAUAGGUGCCUAAUUGUAAUUUGAAAAACAAGCAAUAUAUACACAUUAGAAGUUUUGUGUAACAACCGUGUUCUACAACCUCCCCAUGUCAAUUAUUAACAUGCCAUCCACAGAGAAGGGUUGAUUAAACUCUGCUGUUUCUAGAUUGUUUGAGGACAGAAGGGAGGAAAAACAUGAAGAGCUACGUAUUUUUGAUUUUAUUGGUUUGUACUCUGUGCUGUGGUGCACAAGAGAUAACAUGUGAUCUGCCUAAUGUGGAGAAUGGGAAAAUUGCCCAAUAUUUUUACAUUUUCAAAAAGUUUUAUUUCCCGAUGAAAGAAGGGAAAAAGCUGUCCAUCUCCUGUGCUGCUGGGUACACCACUCAAUCGGGCAAGCAAGAAGAGACCAUUGCAUGCACAUCAGAUGGAUGGGAACCUGCUCCAAUAUGUUUCAAAAAGUGUCUCAAGCCAUCUUUGGUUAAUGGAGUUGUACUUAAUCCUAAGGAGUCGUACAAAAUAUUGGAGAAGACAGAAUACAGUUGUGCAGAAGGUUACAUAACCUCAAGUGGGAAUAAAACCAGCGACAUAAUAUGCUUCUCUAAUGGAUGGUCUUCUCAACCAGGAUGCCACCAAGUAUCUGACAGAUGUGAAGCUCCUCUUCUUAAUAAUGGACAUUAUUCAUCAACAAAGAAAGUGUUCCGACUGAAGGAGGUCCUAAAAUACAAGUGUGAUGAAGGGUAUCGUACUGCCAGUGGCAGCUCGUCAGAUGUGGUUGAAUGCCUGCCUAGUGGGUGGUCUUCCACUCCACAAUGCACAAAACUGAUCUGUGAAAAAUUGGCUUCAGUGGAAAAUGGAGGUUUUUACCCAGUGAAAGACUCAUAUGUGGACAGGGAUGUGGUACAGUUUUUCUGCAGGGAAAAUUACUUACUGAAAGGAUCAGAGUUAAUUCAGUGCUAUUCCUUUGGCUGGUCUCCUGAGCCUCCCACUUGUGAAGAAAGAAGAAAUAGGUGCCCCCUUCCACCGAGACCGGCCCAUGCGAUCCUCCUCUCUGAUCCAGCAAGAUAUCGAAAAGGUGAUACUGCACGCUAUGAGUGUGACCAUAACUAUAUACUAAUAGGAUCGGAAGAAAUACAGUGUGAAAAUGGCCAGUGGUCAACGCCACCCAGCUGUGCAGAACUUAAAGAAAAGAUAAAAUGUGACAAGCCACCUCCCACGGAGAAUGGACAAGCGGUUAUAAAACUGGAAACUUACCACAGCGGUGAUGAAGUUCAGUAUCAGUGUGCAGAUGGAUAUGAAAUAGAAGGACCCGAUAAAAUAAUAUGUAAAAUGGGUAAAUGGCCUAACCCCCCUAAGUGCACAGCCAGCAAUGAAUACUGUCAGACACCUCCACCAAUUAGAAAUGGUGAGCUUGUCAGCCCUCCAUCUGCAACCUACAGUACUGGCUCAUCAGUGGAAUACAGAUGUCAGACCUACCACUUAAUGGAGGGAUCAAAAAGAGUGAGCUGCACUCAUGGAGCCUGGUCUAAACCACCCACAUGUUUAGAGCCUUGCACUGUGGCUGCGGAUCAGAUGAGAGAAAGGAACGUGGAACUCCAAUGGAGCUUUGAACUGCAUUCUUUGUUUUUGCACGGUGACCUAAUAGAAUUAAAAUGUAUGGAUGGAUAUGACAUGUCAUCACACUCUCAACUGAAGGGGCUGUGCCAGAGAGGACAGAUCUUAUAUCCCUCCUGCAGAAAAAAAGAUAAUCUGAAGCCAUGCACCAACCCUCCUGUGGUUAAAAGCAGUACAGUAAACAUAAUUCAGGAAUCCUACGAGUCGGGUUCAUCGGUUGUAUACAGCUGUUUAGAGCAUCAUUUCUUGAAAGGCUCUAGUACUGUGCAUUGUUCUAAUGGAGAAUGGGAAUCCCCACCAAGUUGCAUAGAGCCAUGUGUUUUAUCCAAAGACGAAAUGGACAAAAAUCACAUAAAUCUAAGAUGGUAUUCUGAUAAUGGUGGUUACAUUUUCCAUGGGGAGUUUGUUGAGUUUGUAUGUAAAGAUGGGUACAAGAACCUACAAUCUGAUGCAAUAUUCACUCUUAGAGGACAGUGUAGCUACAGGAAGCUGAAUUAUCCAGAAUGUGUGCCUAGGUAAAAGAAAAUACCGCCGAAAAUCUGAAAUCAGAAGUGUAGUAUUGGUAUGCCAGCAUUUAUGUGUGUGGAGCAUAUUAUGUGCACAAAGAUCACUGAACAAAUGGUAUAACAAAUAUGAUUGCUGAUUAUACAGCUCCAGUGGAGCAGGAUUUAGCUAAUGUGUGCAACCAUGCUGUACCUUAAGUGGUUCAGUUCCAGGCUCUGACACUUAAUGUUUGAAUAAAAAAUUUAAGAACAUAA